Molecule: messenger RNA, 1588 nt
Organism: Psammomys obesus (fat sand rat)
Lineage: Eukaryota; Metazoa; Chordata; Mammalia; Rodentia; Muridae
Gene: C5ar2
Product: complement C5a receptor 2
Exons: 2
Coding region: 394-1419 (341 amino acids)
Biological process (GO): inflammatory response; complement receptor mediated signaling pathway; positive regulation of cytosolic calcium ion concentration
Cellular component (GO): plasma membrane
Molecular function (GO): complement component C5a receptor activity; G protein-coupled receptor activity
Source: RefSeq, a predicted model, not a curated record
GGUAGUCCUCCAGAGCUUGCGGCCCAAAGCCCACACACAUGUGGCUUCCAGGAAGCUGAUGGCUAGAUGAGGGGUGGGGACACUGUCCAGCUCUCCACUUUUUCCAACCUUUCUGUCUGUGGGUUAAUCUGUGACUCAGGGAAGGAAGGAAAGACAAAUAUUCCCCUGGGGCUGGGAGGAGGCCACGCCUGUUUUUCCUGGUUAAGAAGGUUUCUCAGGGCCCUCAGAGAAUCCCACAGGAUCUGGGGAAACAGGUUGGGUCUCUGAGACUCAGCCAGCUACUCCCUGUCCCUGGUGGAGAGAACCUGGGCCUCUCUGCUGUGGCCUGAAAUUGUGUUAUCGGCAUUCAGCCUAUUUGGGACCAGCUGGCAGAGAAGGUUUCUGGGGGCCAGGAUGAUGAACCAUACCACCAACAAUGAUUAUGAUUACGAGUACGAUCAGGAAAAUUACAUUGACCUUCCGGACGUCCCUGUAGACUGCCUGGCUGGCCACUGCUCCUUUAGUGAUGUCUACUUCAUAAGCCUGCUUCUGCUGUACGCAGCCAUCUUCCUGGUGGGUGUCCCAGGCAACAGCCUGGUGGCCUGGGUGACCUGGAAAGAGAGCCGCCACAGGCUUGGGGCCUCCUGGUUCCUGCACCUGGCUGUGGCUGACUUGCUUUGCUGCGGGUCUCUGCCCUUCCUGGCUGUGCCCAUUGCUCAAAAGGGCCACUGGCCAUACGGGGCAGCAGGCUGCUGGCUGCUGUCCUCUGUCACCAUGCUGUCUAUGUACGCCAGUGUGCUGCUCCUGACCUGCCUCAGCGCCGACCUCUUCCUCCUGGCUUUCAGGCCCUCCUGGAAGACGGAUCACCGGACACUUGGGGUGCGGGUGGCCCAGGUCUCCUCCUGGAUGCUGGCCCUGGUGCUGACUGUGCCUUCUGCUGUCUACCGCAGACUGCUCCAGGAGCACUUCCCUUCCCGGCUCGUGUGUGUUACAAACUAUGGGGGAUCAGCCACGGCCGAAGCCACCAUCACCGCUGUCCGGUUUCUCUUUGGCUUCCUGGGACCACUGGUGUUCAUGGCGAGUUGCCAUGGCAUCCUCCAGUGGCAAAUGACCCGACGCCACUGGCCACUCAGCACAGCUGUAGUGGUGGGGUUUUUCAUUUGCUGGACCCCUUUCCACAUCCUGAGGGUCAUAAUCACGGUGGCUACGCCAUCCUCCUCACUCCUUGCCCGGGCCCUGGAUGCUGAGCCUCUGGUUACGGGCCUGGCCCUUGCUCACAGUGCUCUCAAUCCCAUAAUGUUUUUGUAUUUUGGAAGAAAACAACUCUGCAAGUCACUCCAGGCUGCAUGUCACUGGGCCCUGAGGGAUCCACAGGACGAGGAAAGUGUGGCGAGCAAGGCAUCCACCAGCCAUGAAGUAGUGUCUGAGGUGCCAGUGUAGGCAAUCGGGAUUUUAAUUUCCUUGGCCGUGUCACAAUUGUGUAAGCUCCAGGCAGAGCUGGAUCCAGGAGCUCAGUGAUGGCUUUUUCUUCAUUUAAUAAACAUUCACCAUGCACUUGCGUGUGCAAAGCCCUGAUAUCCAUGUAAAUGCUGGGGGUGACAGAGGACCG